Molecule: messenger RNA, 899 nt
Organism: Galendromus occidentalis (western predatory mite)
Lineage: Eukaryota; Metazoa; Arthropoda; Arachnida; Mesostigmata; Phytoseiidae
Exons: 2
Coding region: 134-673 (179 amino acids)
Source: RefSeq, a predicted model, not a curated record
UUACGUUCGAAAUAUCGGGGAUGGGGUUCCCAGGUGGAGGGAUCAGCGAUGUUCACGUUGGGUUCAGUGUCGGAGCACAGGCAUCCUGAUUCGGUGGCGAACCAUUGUCUGAGCGGUCUCGGAUAGUGCCGCCAUGAGUGGUCAGACUAUCCGCGAGUCUGGCCACAGAGGAGAUGAAGCCGGAUCGGAGACUGUGAUUGGUUCAGCUCUUGGGUCUCUGCUGCGAGUACAACCCACAACAGCUCAGCCACAUGAUGACCCUCAGAAAGAUAAGCCCGUACAGCUAGGCUGCGAGGAUGCUGCGGGGAGACUGAACAGGCUCUUGAAUCAGCUUGACGAAACAUAUCAUGAAUAUUUUGAUCUUCAAGCUUGUGAGAAGUUUCUGAGCGAGAGGGACGAUCUUGCGCGCGACGUUACUCGGAACAAACUCUCGAGAGAAACAAAUUCUGAAAUGUGGGACACUGUCGAGAACUUCCUGCCUGGCUACCAGAAGGAGAAGCGAAGGAGAUAUAGGAACGAGAACGAAAAGCGCAACCUUCACCUGGAAGAGAUUCCGAAUAGGAAGAAGCUCAACUCCUACAGCGUCAGAUUCAAGUGUUCGAUGUGUCCCAGCAUUUUCGAUGAUGCACGGACCCUGAAAUUGCACAAAGUCGCCAGACACAGCGUCACCUAAGCCCAACUUUGUAAAUCCUGUAGGAUAAUUGUGGUAGUCGGCGUACGCGGGCGCCCAGUCGCCUGUCGAGGCACGCUCCCACCGGCUGAGCCGGGGGAUUCCAAAGUACGAUUCUCUGAAUGGGUAUACUUUACUUAUGGGUAUACUUUAUUAUGGGUAUACUUUGAAUACGUGGAAAAAUUGUGACUCCAAAGCCGUUUGAAAUCUAAUAAAUUAAGUCAUCGAU